AUGUGGUCUGGUGUGGUCUUGUAUGGUCUGAUGUGUUUGUUUUGUUUUGUUUUGUUUUGGUGUGGUGUGGUAUGGUAUGGUGUGUUUUGUUUUUGUUUUGUUUAUGGGUUGGGUGGACUGAAGGAUCUGGCUCAGCUCAAAGACCAGCUUGAGGAGAUCCAGAAGAAGGUGGAGAACGAGGUUCAAGCAGGAAUCCCUCAGGGUGGCUCACUUUUAGCGUCUCCUUUCCUGAAAGGAUUCCUGGCCGGGUAUGUGAUUUCCAAACUGCGUUCCUCAGCCGUCCUGGGAGUGGCUUUGGGAACCUUGACGGGAAUCUACGCCGCUCAGAACUAUCAGGUGCCCAACAUUGAGACGAGCCUGCGAGACUUCCUGAGCUCUCUGAAGAAAGGACCGAGUGAUUAACAAUUCCUCAGCAACCAAAUUCAGACUGAAGAGGAGCGCGUGUGUCCUUCAGCGUCACAUCGGAGCUCCUUCCCUCCGGAACAGAACUGUUGAGUUAGAGAAAACAGUGUUUCGAGGUCUAUGUGUGUGUGUGUGGAUUUGGACUUUAAUAUGUUUUGAUGAAAAGUGGGCGUCAUGUAUGGCUGCACAAUUAAUCGAAAUAAAAUCAAAAUCACAAUA
This is a messenger RNA of Cyprinus carpio (common carp), 621 nucleotides long. RefSeq names its product SLC35A4 upstream open reading frame protein-like. Bases 1 to 402 code for a protein of 133 amino acids. NCBI's taxonomy places the organism in Eukaryota, Metazoa, Chordata, Actinopteri, Cypriniformes, Cyprinidae. The record is from RefSeq and is a predicted model, not a curated record. The transcript has 3 exons.